GUUCACCCCACCUUGCUGCUGUCAAAAUGAAGUGCACACAACAGGUAAGACUGCUACAGCAACAGCUCAUAGAAAAUGUGAUGAAUGAAUAAACCAACUCAAGUCUCAAAAUGGACAACCACACCAAGGAUGAAGUUUAUGCCUAUGCGCUGUCCAAGACCCUGAGCAAAGUGAGUGCUCCUGCCACAGUGGGGCUGUAUUCAACAUGUCAGGACCGCAUCAGCCUCGUCCUCAAGCGGUUGGAAGUUCACCUGAGCUCGGAGUCGCAGCGUUUGGAGCAGGAGCACACAGACGUAGCUGCUCCUCGUCCCCCUCGGCCCUCCCUCUGCGCCUGCAUCUCCCUCAUCUGGAAACUGCUGUUCUACAAACCCAUCUGGACCCAUCGAAACCAGAGCCACCACAACGUCAGGUUUAUCCACGUGUACUUCAGCGCGUGGCAUUUUGCGGGCAGCGACCUGUUGUGGGCAGGAAUGGCAUUGCGGCUCUUCUAUGCCAUGCAGGUGAACUUUGGCAAACUACAGCUUCUGUUGCAUCGAGUGGGUCAGUACGAUGAAGAAGAUGAAGUCAAGAAAAGGAAAAUAGAAGACUCUACAAACGAUUGGAGAGCUAAGAAGUGCUGCUGCUGCCCUGUUUGGCUGUGUCUCCUCUUCAUUUUGUUGAUCCCACUGGGCUUCCUGAUCUUCUAUCUGAUAUCCAGCCAGCUUGACCCAAGCUCCAGUGAGGUGGUUAACAACGGCACCACAAGCCAAGUCAACUUUAUUGAGGGCCUACUUAUCGCUUCUUUUGGGGUCCCUGCUGCGAGCGCUUUACGAUUCCUCCUCUCAAUGGUUAAAAAUCUUUUAUUUUCCCAAGAUCAAAACAUCAAACGAGGGAUGGACAACGAACACGUGAGUUCCAAACUUGGCUUCAUGAACGAGGUGAGGAAAGAAAUCUGGUUUUUGAACCGUUUUGUGCAGUUUAUGGAAGUUUUUGAGAGGCGUCGGAUUCGGAUCGUGCUGCAAAUAACCAACUUAGAUCGCUGUCCACCGAUGAAAAUUGUUGCUGUUUUGGAUGCAAUAAAUAUAUUGUUAUCAGACGAAGAAAGUCCGUUCAUUUCAAUACUAGCUGUCAAUCCUGAGGUUCUUGUUGAGAAAGUGAACUUCACCGAUUAUUGUUUUAUCAAGGAGGACCAAGCGCAUGCACUACUGAAUCGGAUUGUAACGCUACCGUUCACUAUCCCACCCAUGUGCGGGUACUCAAGACGUACUUUAUUCUACAACCUUGCAUGUAGCGGGAAUUUCAAAAACCAUCAGAUCAAGAGUAGCUCUUCAAACAGUGUUCCUUUAGUGGAAAUCUCAGUGGACAACGAAAAGCAUCCUCUGAUCACCUCAAAACUGGAUCUUCAUAUAAAUGAUGAGGAAGUUGAAAUGAUCGUCAAAAGCAUUGCGAAAAAUGGUGAUUCGGGUUUGAACAAGUACAUUUUAGACGAUGCCAUGUCCAUGCGAAGGGUGAUCAACUCGUUCCGAAUGGUUCUGAUUAUCACGAAAGCAUUACAUAAAGAGAUAACCUCGACGGAAAACAUUGCAGCUUGGGUCAUUAUUGCAAACCAUUGGCCAUGCCGUCUUAGCUGGAUAAUACAGUGUGUGGAAGACUCCAAGCAAAGAGCAGAAAUUGAGUGCACGAGUAUCAACAAGUUAAAAACACUUUGGGAGGUUUUUGAGGAAUCUAAAGCGGAAUUGUACGUCAUGAAAGAAGAUAUUGAGGAGUUUCUCGAACAAGAUGGAGAUCCAGAAAUGUUUGAAAUGUUUCUCAAAGAUGAUUUCCAGUUCACCAUAAAAGAUUUGGAGAUUUUGGAGGAGGCGACUGUGAACUUGGACCAUUCAAUUAAAAACGAAAUGGCGAGAAUCAGGGGGACGUCGACGCUGAGGGAUGUAAGAUGGAAGAGGAGCCUGGCCCCUCUGCCGAUCACAACGAUUAUUAACAUGAAAACUGAAGAUGUGUGUACAGAGAUGGAGCAGAUGGACUUCCCCUCUAGGUACACUGACAUUGUAAAGGCCAAUGACCUGAACGGCCCUGCGCUGGUGUUUGGAGACAGAAAAGACCUGAAAGAACUUCUGGGCAUGACGUUUGGAGAGUGGGCCAAGUUUAAAAUACGAUUUCUGAUUUGUAAAACAAAUCAGAACAAGAAAACUGAGCCUUCACCACAGCGACCUCAUCUCCACAGGCACCAUCAAGCAAAGAUGGUCAACAGUGGCAUGUAAACAUCUACUUAAUGUGUGCAGUGAUUUAUUAGUUUGGCAUGUGUGUGUGUGUGUCAUAAAAAUGUGUGAAGUUUGCUAACAAUUACCUUAACACUUAUGAAGUAUCUUGUUGAAUGACAGAUGAAACAUUGUCCUCUCUUUGCUAUGGAUCCUCCCUGUAUGACUAAAAGAUUACACAGAAAUGUAAUGGGUGUGAGAGUUCCCAUUAAGGACAUGAACAAUUAGGGUAAAAUAUGACUCAGGCAGUUUAAUAAACAUAGUUAACAGAAACUGUAUAGGUGUGUCGGGUUCAGUGUAGUUAGCACCUCCCUUCAGAUAGAUACAAGGCGGUGCCCACCAGCAAUCCGAUCAGAAAUGAAGAAGUGGCUUAGAUGAGCAAUGAAGCGGCUCUAAAACUUUUGUCCAGUUGAUAGAAUUGAAUUUUUCUAUCGCUAUGGAUCAUACUUGGACGACUGAGUGAGAUAGAAAUUAAGUGUCUUAUAUUACUUUUGUUUAUUUUAAGUGGUUUAAGAGCCUUUUCCUCUCAUAUUUGUUACGAAACAGAAAUAAAUCCCAGAUAAUUUACUUAAUCAAAUAGAAGAAAGCAAUACUUGUACAAGGAGCCUGUGCCUGCUUCCCAUGCAGAGUGAAUGCGUACGCCUGUACAAUGAGUUUUCUACACAAUCUAUAGUGGGAGGUUUGGACUUAGCGCCUCUUUGUUGGUACACAGACCAGCCACGCCCCUUGGCACUUUGGCCCAUCCAAUCACACAACGAUGAACAUCCUUUCAGGGUGUCGCCUGGGUAACAAGUCAUGACAUCAUCUCUAUCAGUAGUUCUUGUCACAUGACCUCACUACAAUACUGAACUAAAGCAGUGGUUAGAGAAAACAGCUAAGCAGUUAUUUAUUCUAACAAUUCCCGAGAGCAAAAUUAGUAUUGCAACUAUACUUUUGAACAAGUGACAAUGCUGAAAAAAAUCCCAUAAUAAAAGGACAAAAUUUAACUUUUCCUGAACAGUUUUAAAUCUGUAUCAAAACCAUAUGAGACAACAUGGAAAUAAAAUGUGGUGUAGAGUGUUUGCCCACUGAACCGAAGGUUGGGGGUUCAAAUUCCGUUCUCAACAUAAAGAUCAUUCAUUGAGCAUUCAGAUCCAGUGACCCACAGGUUGUGGUGCAAUUCCAGCUCCCAAAGAUGAAAGCUGUCAUUGAGUCCUCGGGCAAGACAGCCCACCUCACCCCCAGCGUCUGUGUACAUGCUGAAUGUAUGAAUAUUUGCGUGAAUGGUUGAGUGGUUCCUUGAUGUAAAGCACUUUGAGUGACUUGAAGAUGGAAAAGCAUUGUAUAAAAAUGGCCAUUUACCAUUUCUAUUGUUUAAAAAAGUGUUUUUUAUGUAUUGUAUUUGAAAUAUUAGCAUUGUGACCACACCAUUUGACCUUUUUUUGAAA
Molecule: messenger RNA, 3664 nt
Organism: Periophthalmus magnuspinnatus
Lineage: Eukaryota; Metazoa; Chordata; Actinopteri; Gobiiformes; Gobiidae
Gene: nkpd1
Product: NTPase, KAP family P-loop domain containing 1
Exons: 6
Coding region: 111-2240 (709 amino acids)
Source: RefSeq, a predicted model, not a curated record